ACCAAAAUCAAUAAUUUUCGAGUAUAUAUAUUUAAAGCCCCACUAUCUCCGCUAAAACAUUUGAGAACGUCUCUCUCUCUUUCUCUCUCUCUGACAGUUCUUUUUGUUUUCUUGUCUCUCCCUCUCGAUGCGAAGAAUCGAGCAAUUGUGUCGCUCUCUCUAAGCCUGUGUUUAUUGGGAACAUUACCAGAAUUCGAACGAGCUACUUCAAUGCGUAUCCUUCGGUGCAUGAUGCUGGCGGCUGCGUUGGCGUUUGCGGCGGCGAUAACUGGGUUCGCGUCGGCGUUUCCGAAUUACGCAGCUGGUCCGGCCAAGAUUCUGACUCUAGAAAGGGCUUUUCCUCUCGACGAGCCAGUGGAGCUGAGUGAGCUAAGAGCGCGUGAUCUUGUCAGACACGCGCGACUCUUACUGGGAGGCGGUCGCCAGAGCUCCAUCGGCGGCGUCGUGAACUUCCCAGUUCAAGGCUCCUCCGAUCCUUACCUCGUCGGCUCCAAGACGACUAUGCUUUAUUUCACAAAGGUCAAACUGGGUUCUCCUCCUACAGAGUUCAAUGUUCAGAUUGAUACUGGAAGUGAUAUCUUGUGGGUUACUUGUGGUUCUUGCAGUAAUUGCCCUCACUCCAGUGGACUUGGAAUCGAGCUCCACUUCUUUGACGCUCCUGGUUCCUUGACUUCUGGCUCUGUAACUUGUUCGGAUCCGAUAUGUUCCUCAGCUUUUCAGACAACAGCUGCACAGUGCUCUGAGAACAACCUGUGCGGCUACUCCUUUCGCUAUGGCGAUGGAAGUGGGACUUCGGGUUACUACAUGACCGACACGUUCUACUUUGACGCGGUUUUAGGAGAGUCUCUAGUUGCAAACUCAUCUGCUCCCAUUGUUUUCGGCUGUAGCACUUACCAAUCUGGGGACUUGACAAAGUCAGAGAAGGCAGUGGAUGGAAUAUUUGGUUUUGGAAAAGGAAAGUUGUCAGUUGUUUCUCAGCUGUCUUCACGAGGGAUCACACCGCCAGUGUUUUCACAUUGCUUGAAAGGAGAUGGUAGUGGAGGCGGUGUCUUUGUCCUUGGCGAGAUAUUGGUCCCAGGAAUGGUUUACAGUCCUCUUGUCCCAUCACAGCCUCACUAUAACUUGAAUCUGCUGAGCAUUGAAGUGAAUGGGCAGAUGCUGCCUAUCGAUGCAGUGGCGUUUGAAACAACAAAUACCCGUGGAACUAUUGUUGACACGGGAACCACUUUGACGUAUCUGGUGAAAGAGGCUUACGAACCCUUUUUCAGUGCUAUAUCAAGCAGCGUAUCACAGUUGGUAACACCAAUCAUUUCUAAUGGAUACCAGUGCUAUUUGGUCUCGACUAACGUAAAUGAUAUGUUUCCUCCGGUUAGUCUUAAUUUUGCUGGUGGUGCAUCAAUGAUGUUAAGACCUCAGGACUACUUAUUUCAUGCUGGUUUCUAUCAGGAUGGUGCAUCGAUUUGGUGCAUGGGUUUUGCGAAAGCUCUGGAAGAGCAAAACAUUUUAGGAGAUCUUGUCCUUAAAGAUAAAGUCUUUGUGUAUGAUCUUGCUCGGCAACGGAUUGGAUGGGCAGACUAUGAUUGUUCCAUGUCUGUGAACGUAUCGGUAACUUCAGGAAAGGAUCUCGUAAACUCAGGGCAACCAUGCUUGAGCAUAUCGAGGAAAGACAUGCUGUUAAAACUGUUAUCUAGCGUUAUAUUGGCUCUACUUCUUUGUACUUUCUUCUCCUUGACGUAAUCUUAAUAGAGAGUUUCACGUUUCUGUGUGUUUUGUUUUAGAGUAGUGUAGCUGAUUUUGUUGGGUUCCUUCGAUUCAUUCACCACUCUCACAUCUUCUCUGUAGUUAGUAGUGCCGUUUUUAAUUGUCUGUGAAAAAGGGGUUAAUUGUUGCCUUUCACCGUCUCUUUUCAGUAAAACUUUUAGUUGUUAUUUGUUGUCGAGAUGCCAGGCUUUUCCUUUUGUCUACUACAAAAAAAAAAAGCGAUACGAGAACGUAUUCUCUUGCAAAGCUGCUUUUCAAGUGUCAGUACUUGGAGGGAAAAAAAAAGAUAUUGUGAUGAUCAUCACAUCUUUGUGAAUUAAAUGAAAUCGACCAAAUAAAGGAAUAUAUAUCAUUGAGUCAACAAUUAAACAAGAAAAUGGUCAACAAUAUCGUGAAAUGAUUG
This is a messenger RNA of Thlaspi arvense, 2164 nucleotides long. NCBI's taxonomy places the organism in Eukaryota, Viridiplantae, Streptophyta, Magnoliopsida, Brassicales, Brassicaceae. The record is from the annotation of a GenBank genome assembly.